AUGAGGCGCAGGUGUGAGGGCACCCUGGGCAACUGGUGCCUGGACUUUGAGACCCAGGUGGAGGUGCCGGCACGGAGUGCUCCGCGAGGCACCCGCAGCUGCAGCCUGGAUUGCAACAAGGCAGGCUGGACGGGCUUCAACUGCCUUCACCCCAUGAAGCGCUACUGCACCCACAAGCACCGGGAGUAUGGGUUUGACGUGGAGCGCGUGCCGGCUAACCUGAGCGAGUGCGAUGAGGACAUUGGAGCCUGUUACUGCCCUUCCAACACCACCUAUGGCCGGAUUCCAGCCCCGCCCGAGGCGCCACAAGGCAGCAGGCCGGUGCAGCAGGGGCGCCCCAUGUUUGAGUACUGCCAGCCCAAUCGGUUGCCGGAUGGCCGCGAGACGGCGUGGGGCACAGUGGACCCGGAGCAGCUGUUUGGCCCGCAGGGCUGGUGCAACGCGCCAGAGCCGCAGCACCUGUGCGCAUGCAUCGUGGACGGGCGCCAGGCCAGCGUGCAGCCCUGGAUCGCAGAACUGGUGCACACGCCGGCAGCCCAGGACCCCCUGCCAGGCGCCACCCGCAGGCGGCCGCUCAUCUUCGUCUACGAGAUGGCUGCCGACUAUGGCACACUCCUGGCGCAGUACCGCUUCGGCACUGAGGACUGCGUGCCGCGCUUCUUCAAGCCUGGCAACAAGUCUGUGCUGUCAACCUGGACGUACAGCCUGGAGUUUGGGCUGCUGGAGAUGAUGCUGCAGAGCGAGCACCGCACCUUGGACCCCGAGGAAGCGGACUUCUUCUACGUUCCUGUCUUCCCCAGCUGCUUCAUCUGGCCUGUGAGGUCGACUGCCGACAGCCUGCGGGACUUCUAUUAUGGUUGGGCGCAGAGCCGUGUGCAGGGCGCCGCCAACCUCCUGUUGGAGGCCUACCACUGGCUGCGGGCGCACUACCCCUACUGGGACCGGCGGGGCGGGCGGGAUCACAUCUGGCUGGUGACCCAUGACGAGGCCAGCUGCUACGUGCCCGCCGCCAUCAAGAGCGCCAGCAUCAUCCUGAGUCACUGGGGCCGCAAGGACCCCAACCACACCUCCGGCACCGGAUUCCCGGGCAACGUGUAUCACCUCAACGUGUCUCACCCUCACUGGGAGCCAGAGGGCUCGAUGGCCAAGCUGGACCUCUCCCAGCCCUGCCACGACCCCGUCAAGGACCUGGUGCUGCCGCUGAUGAAGACGCCGGACCACUACCACCAGUCUCCGCUGGUGGGCGCCCCCACCCGCAACCGCACAUGGCUGGCCUUCCACCGCGGGCGGCAGCACAAGACUGACGCGCCAGAGUACUCCCGUGGCGUGCGCCAGCGCCUCUGGAGCGCCUCCCAGGAGCACGGCUGGCUGGACAAGUACGGCAUUCUGCUGGGAGAGAAUCCCAGCUCCCCAGGUGCGGAAGAGGUUAAGCUGGCUGGAGACUACUCCCAGCUGCUGGCAUCCUCCAUCUUCUGCCUGGUGCUGCCAGGGGACGGCUGGUCCGCGCGCAUGGAUGAUGCCACGCUGCACGGCUGCAUCCCCGUCAUUGUGAUGGAUGAGGUUGAUGUUUCAUUCGAGUCUGUCAUUGACCUUCAGCAGUUCACUGUGAGAGUGGCGCAGGCGGAUGUGGAGCGGCUGCCCGAGAUCCUGCUGGAGAUCUCGCAGGAGCGGCGGCAGGAGAUGCAGCGCGCCCUUGGGCGCGUGUGGCACAAGUUGACGUACUCGAGCUACCGCCCCUAUGCCAAGCGCUUCAGACAGAUUCAGGCCGACCACAAGCAGGAGGCGGCAGCAGCUGGCGGAGGCGCCGAUGGCGGCGGGCUGGGCGGCGAGACCGCGCUGGCGCUGUCGCUGCCAGAGGCGGUGGUGGGAUUAGACCCUGAGGCAGAUGACGCAUUUGCCACGCUGAUGGGCUGGCUGUACAGCCGGAUCGAUGCCACGCGGUAG
Messenger RNA from Chlorella variabilis, 1944 nucleotides. RefSeq lists its product as hypothetical. The record is from RefSeq and is a predicted model, not a curated record. Gene Ontology annotation, molecular function: glycosyltransferase activity. Bases 1 to 1944 code for a protein of 647 amino acids. Lineage: Eukaryota; Viridiplantae; Chlorophyta; Trebouxiophyceae; Chlorellales; Chlorellaceae. The transcript has 17 exons.